Messenger RNA from Fusarium musae, 1113 nucleotides. RefSeq lists its product as uncharacterized. The transcript is spliced from 3 exons. Bases 1 to 1113 code for a protein of 370 amino acids. The record is from RefSeq and is a predicted model, not a curated record. NCBI's taxonomy places the organism in Eukaryota, Fungi, Ascomycota, Sordariomycetes, Hypocreales, Nectriaceae. Gene Ontology annotation, molecular function: NADPH dehydrogenase activity; FMN binding.
AUGAGAAGUGAAUUCGAGUCCCGUGGAGUUUAUGUCCCUGGCCCUCGCAUGGUCAAGUACUACAGCGAUCGCUCCAGUGAUGGCGGUCUUCAGAUUACUGAAGCGACCGACAUUACCCUGAACGCUAGUGCUUACCCUGGCGUCCCUGGCGUCUUUACCGACUCCCAACUACAGGGAUGGAAGAAGGUAACGGACGCUGUCCAUGCCAAGGGCGGCUUUAUCUUUACUCAGCUAUGGCAUACAGGACGGGCGUCCUGUAGUGCGCAGCGAGGUGGUGAGAGGGCCGUGUCUUCCGGGGAUCAGCCCAUGCCGGGUACAUAUCUGGAUGGCACUGAUACCAAGGAUGACCCCCCUCGAGCCCUGACAGUGGAUGAAAUUCACAGCCUUACUGCUGAAUGGGCAGCUGCCGCCAAGCGAGCUGUUGAAGUCGCUGGGUUCGAUGGUGCCAAUGGUUAUCUCCUUGAGCAGUUCCUUCAUGAUAACAUCAACAACCGAACUGACGAGUAUGGCGGCUCCGUUGAAAACAGAUGCAGAUUCCUGCUUGAGGUUCUCACCGCAUGUUGUGAUGCUAUUGGUGCCGACAAGGUCGGUCUUCGACUUUCGCCUUACAACUACUUUCAGGGCACGAAGGACAGUGAUCCCAACGCUCAUUGGUCGUACCUCUGCGGCCAGAUCGCCAGUCUGCCAGACAACCAUAAACCUGUUUACGUCCACAUGAUUGAGCCCCGUUUCGACGAGGUUCUCGAUGAGCAGCAAAAGCUCGCUGCACUUGCCAACGGUAGUAGUAAAGAUGGUACUGCUGUCGAAGUUGGAAAACAGGCAAACUCGCUCAACAUAUUCCGCAACAUUCUCCAGCCUUCUGGAAUUCUAUUCAUGGCCUGCGGAAACUUCAACCGAGACAAUGCUCCCACCAAGAUCAAGAGUCAAGAGGCUGACUUGGUCGCCAUGGGCCGACACUUUAUUGCCAAUCCUGACUUGGCUGAGAGAUUACAGAAUGGCUGGCCUCUUAACGCAUAUGACCGCAGCACAUUUUACGGUGCCGAUCCUCCGGAGAAGGGCUACAAUGACUAUCCUUUCUACAGCCCCUCAAAUGAGGUCAAGAGUGAAGCAUAA